Molecule: messenger RNA, 2156 nt
Organism: Rhododendron vialii
Lineage: Eukaryota; Viridiplantae; Streptophyta; Magnoliopsida; Ericales; Ericaceae
Product: sugar transporter ERD6-like 5
Exons: 19
Coding region: 273-1742 (489 amino acids)
Biological process (GO): transmembrane transport; carbohydrate transport
Cellular component (GO): membrane
Molecular function (GO): sugar transmembrane transporter activity
Source: RefSeq, a predicted model, not a curated record
AGCCCCUUCAACUUUAUUGCUUACAAAAUACUCCAUAGCAGCAUUGGACUUGGGAGGAGUACUGGAUUUGUAAACCAAAACCAAAGAGAUUGGCAAAUUCUUCCUUCAACUUUAUUGCUUACAAUAAAUAGCAGCAUUGGGAGGAGUACUGGACUUGUAAACCAAAACCAAAUUGGCAAAUUCUUCCUUCAACUUUAUUGCUUAUAUACAGUGAGUACAACUGAACCACUCAAGUCCAUAUAGCUCUGCCUCCUGCUUCCAAGUGAACAGAUAUGGACAGAGAAAACCUUGAAGGAGGGCAAAUAGCAAGUCCUUUGCUUGUUCAUGGAAGGGCAGACAACGAGGGUGAUGGUGGUUGCAACAGUAGCGUUGGCAAUGGUGUCGAUGGUAUAAAGAGUGACACGUCUAGCACAACGGUUCUUGUGCUCAGCACGUGUGUUGCUUGCUGUGGCUCUUACGUUUUUGGGGCUGCUGUGGGAUAUUCAUCACCUGCUCAAUCCGGCAUUGUAGAUGACCUUGGCCUCUCUGUUGCACAGUAUUCCGUUUUUGGUUCAAUAUUGAGCAUUGGAGCACUGUUGGCCGGCGUAAUGAGCGGGAAGACAGCAGAUCUCCUUGGCCGGAGAUGUACGAUGGGGUUUUCAGAGAUAUUCUCCAUCGUUGGCUGGCUUGCAAUUGCUUUCUCACAGGGUGCUUGGUGCCUUUACCUUGGAAGACUAUCCCUUGGAUAUGGCAUUGGGCUUCUUUCUUAUGUGGUACCUGUGUAUAUAGCGGAAAUCACACCAAGGAAUCUCCGAGGAGGUUUCACCACUGUUAACCAGUUGAUGAUAUCCUGUGGUUUAUCAAUGACAUAUCUCAUUGGAACUUUCGUCUCAUGGCGUGCCUUGUCUUUAAUCGGAACCAUUCCAUGCGUAUUACAACUUCUGAGCCUGUUCUUCACUCCGGAGUCUCCUAGGUGGUUGGCAAUGGUCGGUCGUUGGUCAGAUUGCGAGGCUGCAUUACAGUGCCUUCGAGGAAAGAAUGCUAAUAUCUCGGAAGAAGUAGCUGAAAUUAGAGAAUACACAGAAAUCCUUCAGCAAUUCUCAAAACCAACAAUUCUUGACUUGUUCCAGCGGAAAUACGCUUAUUCCCUCGUUGUUGGAGUUGGGCUGAUGGUACUGCAACAAGUUGGAGGGGUUAAUGCCAUUGGAUACUAUGCAAGUGCUAUUUUUGAAUCAGCUGGUUUUCCAAGCAACAUAGGGACCAUAGCGAUUGCUGUUGUUCAGGUUCCAAUGAACUUGUUGGGAGUGCUGUUGAUGGAUGUAUCUGGAAGAAGGCCGCUUCUAAUGUAUUCUGCAGCAGGAACGUGCUUGAGCUCUUUCCUCAUAGGGUUGUCAUACUUGUUGAAGGGCUUUCAAGUGUGGACGGAGCUCACUCCCAUUAUCGCGGUUGUUGGUGUUGUGGUUUUCAGAGGAAUGUUUGCAUUAGGCAUGGGAGGAAUUCCGUGGGUUAUGAUGUCUGAGAUAUUUCCUAUAAACAUGAAAAUGUUGGGCGGAAGUCUCGUAACGGCAGUCAACUGGUUCGGUACUUGGAUUAUUGCGUAUGCCUUUAACUUCCUUAUGGACUGGAGUUCAGAAGGAACCUUUUUCAUGUUCGCAAUUGGGGGUGGAUUAACUGUCGUGUUCGUUGCAAAAGUGGUACCGGAAACCAAAGGACGAACUCUAGAAGAAAUACAGGCAACAAUGAAUCCAAUUAUAGCAACCUGAUAAAUACUUAAGAGAGUUGGAAUAUUUGCUUGCAAAACAGAUUCCUUAUAUGUUGAGUUUAAGGCACGUGGGUCGUUUAUUGGUAUCAAGCAAAGAUUUUUGUACUGCAGGAAUCCAUAAGAGUGUGUGGUGAGCUAGGUAAAAAGGUUAAUGCUAUGCUCAUCAUCUGCUUUGAUCAUAUAUACUUAUUUAGAUACGGUACACGAUUUGAUUGUUUUUUCGAUACUUAAUAUAUAGCAUCGAUGAUGAAUCAACUAGAGGUCGUGUUUGGAUGUGUGCCCGAUGUGAGCAAGGGUGGAGUACGUCGGGGUAUUAGCAAUGGUGUCAAGUAUCUAGAUCCUUGUAUGGAAAUUGUAAUCUCACAAAGGGCAAGGAUUCUAAUGUUUCAAUAAAAGCUUUUGGACAAUUGUUUGA